This is a messenger RNA of Neodiprion virginianus, 1630 nucleotides long. It is a transcript of the gene MsrA, whose product is annotated as peptide methionine sulfoxide reductase. Gene Ontology annotation, molecular function: peptide-methionine (S)-S-oxide reductase activity. The coding region runs from base 173 to 826 and encodes 217 amino acids. Lineage: Eukaryota; Metazoa; Arthropoda; Insecta; Hymenoptera; Diprionidae. The record is from RefSeq and is a predicted model, not a curated record. The transcript has 5 exons.
GGCUCACCACGCGGCAUUCUCGUGCGCGAGUGGCGAACUCCUGUGUCUUGCAGACACGAUCCGCUUCGCUCCCGUUACCGAACGCGUUGGCCUUCUUUUUGGCACCUGCAAAAAUUGGAGAAUCGCCCGUCCGACGCGAAUUUGUGUGUAACUGCAGCAAGUCGAUCAGACGAUGCCAGGCCAAAUAGAAAAACUUGUCACCAAGAGGGCCACCUUCGGUAUGGGCUGCUUCUGGGCGUGUGAUGCGCUCUUCGGGGCGACGCCAGGCGUCCUGAGAACCAGGGUUGGAUACGCCGGUGGGACGUUGGACUCUCCUACCUAUAGGAACCUUGGCGACCACACCGAGGUUAUCGACAUCGAUUACAAUCCUGAGGUGAUCGGUUACCAGGAACUGCUCAAUUUAUUUUGGAACAACCACGAGUACGGAUUGACGACGAGAAUAAAGCGUCAGUAUAUGUCUCUUGUCUUAUGGCACGACGAGGAGGACCGAUUAACAGCGGAACAGUCCAGAGAGAAAGAGCAGCGUAAACGCGGGGAACCACUGAUUACGGAAAUAAAGAGAUUCGAGCGAUUUUACCCAGCAGAAAAAUACCAUCAAAAGUACCGGCUCCAGGCCCAUCCCUGGCUCGUGGAAAAAUUACGGCUGAAAACAAGCGAGGAACUCUUGGGAUCAACACUGGCGGCAAAGCUGAACGGUUAUCUGGCCGGUGCGGCAAGCGUCGGUCAAUUCGAACAGGAACUUCCAUCUUUGGGUCUGAAUGAAGAAACAACCGAGUACGUGCGAAAAUACGUCGUCGAGAAUCAGGGCAACGGGUUGUAUUGUUAGGAUAUUUAUACGGUCGGCGAAUUAGAAGUGGGGGGAAAAAAAAAACAACAAAUUGUAACACUAAGUUUAACGGCAACGAAAUCAUAAUUCCAUUAGUAAUAAGUAGUACAAGUAAAAGAGCUUGAGAAUCCCAUUCGUUGUAUGGAUAGAAAAUUGCAGAAGUACUAUCAGGAAAAAUGGAACAUCUAACGAUAUUGUCGCUGAAACUUUGACGGAGAAAGUUAGACAAAUUUGUGUGAUCAAAAAAUUCUCCCGGAUUUCUCUGACGAAUGACUUGCAAAAAUUUUUUGUGUCAUGCGGGUGUUUCACUGUUGCGAGAAAGUAGAUUGCCCAUUUCAAUGGCUUUUUAACGUUGACAGAUGAAUCUGAUAGUUUGUUGCUCCAUAGUUUAUUUUUCAUAUAUAUGAUAUAUUUAUAUAUAUAUUCGUAUACUGCGAACUGUCGAUUAAUUCUGCAAAAAUCGAUGUUUACAAACCAGUAUUUACAUGCCUUUUUUGUCCCAUUGCUUUAUAAUUAUUUUUGUGAUAGGAUGUUUCCAGAUUAACGGAAAGUUAGUCGUGGACUGAAGAAUUAUUUUAAGGUUGAUGAGAUGACAGAGUUUUGAUUAAAACCAGCCGGUAAUAAUGAACUUCUUAUUCUGAGUUAAACUUCCAUGAUGUUCGGUUUAUAGAAUUGUGCUGUUUCCGUAAAUACAUUAUAUAUAAAAAUAUUUUUAUAAGUGAUCCGUAUGCAAUUUAACGCUAAUAACAAUUAUUUAUAUUAAAUCUAUAAUCUACAAUCAGAGUAAUAAAAUAAUUACACUCA